Messenger RNA from Centruroides sculpturatus (bark scorpion), 642 nucleotides. RefSeq lists its product as uncharacterized. The transcript has a single exon. The record is from RefSeq and is a predicted model, not a curated record. The coding region runs from base 1 to 642 and encodes 213 amino acids. NCBI's taxonomy places the organism in Eukaryota, Metazoa, Arthropoda, Arachnida, Scorpiones, Buthidae.
AUGGGCAGCCCCCUUGCAGGUAUGCUAUGUGAAAUGAUACUAGCAACGCUAGAAAAUGCACUGUUGCCGAAGUAUGAGGUGCAAAUGAUAAUGCACGUUCGAUACGUAGACGAUGUACUUAUAUUCUGGAAUGCUAAACCCAACAUACAGAGUUUUAUAAAGGAUAUAAUUGACAAUAGAUUUGGUCUUGAGAUAGAGUUAGAGCAAGAAAACGAUAAGACCAUACAUUUCUUAGAUCUGUAUAUACAAAUUAACAGCUCAGGAGGGUUUACUACUAAAGUCUACAGAAAUCCCUCAUAUAACCCUACAUUUAUUUCUUGGAUCUCUCAUGAUCCUCCAGCAUAUAAAAUGGCAGCGUUCCGAGCCUUAAUUGCAAGAGCUUAUUCGCAUUGUAGCAAUACAAAAGAUAGAACGGAUGAAUUGAAUUAUAUGUAUAACUUAGCCAGAAAGUACGGGAUUAAUGUUAAUGCUAUUAUCAGCAAGAGCAUAAAGCGCCUUAAGAAGAGAAGUUUACCUAAUAAUGAAGGAAUUAUAACGAUGGAUUAUAACGCAUCGAUGACUAAUAUCUUUCAACGCAUCGGAAAAGCCAAGAAAAAAAGAAUCCUAUAUAAAAGAACCCCCACCACUUACCAGCUAUUGUGA